AUGAUGAAUAACAUCUCUGUAACUGCAGUGUUUUUUCUUUCAGGUUUGAAUGAAACAAGACACCACAGAUCAGCUCUCUUCUUCCUCAGUUUGUUGUGUUACUGCAUAAUUAUCCUGGUAAAUUUGUCUCUUAUUCUGAUCAUCAUUUAUGUUAACAGCCUCCAUGAACCAAUGUACAUUAUGUUGUGUGCUUUUUGCAUGAAUGGACUUUAUGGAACAGCAGGUUUCUAUCCCAAAUUUCUGUGGGAUCUGCUCUCUCCUGUUCAUAUUAUCUCUUACUCUGGAUGUCUCUUUCAGGCUCAGGUGAUUUACUCUUUUGCCAGCAAUGAUCUGUCAAUCCUUGCAGUCAUGGCAUAUGACAGGUAUCUGGCUAUUUGUCGCCCUCUGGAGUACAACUCUGUCAUGUCAAAUCAAAAGGCUGUUAAGUUACUGUGUUUCUCUUGGUUAAUAUCUUUCUGCAUUGUAGGAAUAAAUAUUUUUCUGACGUUUAGACUGAAGCUGUGCAGCCCAUUUCUUUCCAGACUCUUCUGUGUGAACUGGAGUAUUGUGGCACUUGCCUGUUUUCCAGCUGAAACUGCUGUUAACAACAUAGUUGCAUUUAUUUCAAUGAUCAUUUAUGUGUUUCAUGCUUUAUUUAUAAUUUGGUCUUACAUGCAUCUCAUUAAAACAUGUGCUAGUUCUUUAGAAAAGAGGGCAAAGUUCAUGCAAACAUGUGUACCACAUUUAGUCUCUUUACUUACUUUUAUAGUGACAAUGCUUUUUGAUGUUUUGAGUAUGCGGUUUAUUUCUUCAGAUUUACUUAAAACCUUUCAAAAUUUUGUGGCAAUAGAAUUUCUUGUCAUACCUCCCAUAAUGAAUCCUCUCAUGUAUGGUUUCAAAUUGACCAAAAUUCGGAUGAAAAUCAUUAGUUUGGCCACCUGUAAAACUAAGUAA
Molecule: messenger RNA, 933 nt
Organism: Melanotaenia boesemani (Boeseman's rainbowfish)
Lineage: Eukaryota; Metazoa; Chordata; Actinopteri; Atheriniformes; Melanotaeniidae
Product: olfactory receptor 1P1-like
Exons: 1
Coding region: 1-933 (310 amino acids)
Biological process (GO): G protein-coupled receptor signaling pathway
Cellular component (GO): membrane
Molecular function (GO): olfactory receptor activity
Source: RefSeq, a predicted model, not a curated record